CCCGCGGUCGAGUGUAGUGUGUGCUGGAUGAAAAGGUCGCCAUACACACACACACACACACACACACAAGCACACACGGAGUGAAGAUGGCGAUGAGAGCGGUGCUGCGGUGCCUCUCUGCAAACUUUUCCCCCGGACUGCCUCAGCUGUCGCCGGCAGCGCUGCUCGCGGCGACUCGGCCGCCGUGGAGGAGCUGCUCUCCGCGGACACUGAGCACUACCUCGGCCCUGUCCACAGCCCUGAAGUUCACAGAGAAGCACGAGUGGGUGCGAGUGGAAGGUGGGAUUGGCACAGUUGGUAUCAGCAGUUACGCUCAGGAAGCAUUAGGCGAUGUGGUUUACUGUGGACUCCCUGAAGUCGGCCAAAGUCUGGAUCAGAUGGAGGAGUUUGGUGCCUUGGAAAGCGUAAAGGCUGCCAGUGAGCUUUACUCGCCACUGACAGGGGAAGUGACUGAGAUCAACACAGAGCUGGCAGAGAAUCCUGGGCUUGUGAAUAAAGCCUGCUACGCAGAGGGGUGGCUCAUCAAGAUGACGAUUGGAAAACCCGAAGAACUGGACGGCCUCAUGGAUCAACCUGCUUACGAUAAAUUUCUUAAGUCUCUUGAUGAAUAAAUCUGGGAACUCUCUGAGUUGUUUUGUAAUGUAACUGCAAUCAAAGACUAGUGGGCAGACUACUAACAACUUGUGUGGCGCUCUUUCUUAUCUGUGGUAUUUAUUUUGAUACUGGAAUUUUGCUAUCAAAAUAAUUUUAAAUCCUCAGUAACAUCUUCCACUUAGACGGUUAGGAUUUGUUUUGCUACUAGCCAACCUAAAGGGCUCAUAAUGUCAAGAUCUGUCAAUAUUACGGGGUCUUUUUCUGGUGCUUUGCUCCUCUUUUAAAUGUGGUAAAGGACUGGAAAGUGAUUGUAAGUGCUGUGUUGCAUUCAUUUUAAUAAAAAUUGGUCCAUACAUUUGAA
Messenger RNA from Acanthopagrus latus (yellowfin seabream), 955 nucleotides. It is a transcript of the gene gcshb, whose product is annotated as glycine cleavage system protein H (aminomethyl carrier), b. The record is from RefSeq and is a predicted model, not a curated record. NCBI's taxonomy places the organism in Eukaryota, Metazoa, Chordata, Actinopteri, Spariformes, Sparidae. Gene Ontology annotation, cellular component: glycine cleavage complex; mitochondrion; cytoplasm. The transcript has 5 exons. Bases 87 to 611 code for a protein of 174 amino acids. Gene Ontology annotation, biological process: glycine decarboxylation via glycine cleavage system; protein lipoylation.